CAUUGUUCCUUCCCAAACCAUAAUUUCCAUCGCAUCGCAACAACCAUGCAAGACAAUCGCGAACGACAAGCUGCAGAGCUAACUCUGCUCGCCACAAUGUAUCCCUCCGAGUUCUCAUGGCGCAGCAACCCACCACCAGAUCUCGAGACGCCCGCCAUAACCACCGAUCCGAACUUUACCUUGACGGUCCAUCCCAGUUAUGCCCUCGAGUUCUCCUUGUCAGACACCUACCCCAACACCCAAAAGCCACAUGUCUACCUGUCUUGCGGUGGUGACGUAGAUACCUCGACGCGGAAACGUGCAAGAGCGAAGCUUUCAGAGAUAGCAGAGGAGCAAGAGGCUGGCAUUGAGAUGCUUGAUUUGAUCGUGACAUUGUUCACUGAAUACCUGCCUGAAUUGACUGAGAGCAACUCGGAUGCAGACCAAGAUGGAGAUAAAGAUGAUGGCCAGCGUCAACAUACUUCCCAGAUCAAGCGUGUUGUGAUAUGGUCUCAUCAUCUUCUGGCCACCUCAAAACGAAAAGACAUACAGGCUUGGUCAAAGGAGUUGUCAUUGAGUGGCUACAGUCGUCCAGGCCACCCAGGAAGCAUAUUCGCAGAGGGUGACGAAGAUCAAAUCGAUGAGUUUAUUCGUCGUCUGAAGCAACUGCGCUGGCAGGCUCUACAAGUCAGGGGCGAAGAAACUGCCGACAAGCGUAUCUGUGGACCUGGAGAUGGCAUACUCGAAGUCGAAGGUCUGGGGGAGAUAGCAGAGGCUCUCAAGAGAAUUGAUGCUGACACUGCUGAUCUCUUCCUCCAAGCCAUGAAGAUUGCAAAAACAGAUUGA
Molecule: messenger RNA, 825 nt
Organism: Aureobasidium subglaciale EXF-2481
Lineage: Eukaryota; Fungi; Ascomycota; Dothideomycetes; Dothideales; Saccotheciaceae
Exons: 2
Coding region: 46-825 (259 amino acids)
Molecular function (GO): protein binding
Source: RefSeq, a predicted model, not a curated record